GUCAAAUGGAAGCUGUCAGCUGUUAUGGAUAGUGAAGACAACUCGGAGAUAGUUUAACCGAUCCCUUGACGGUAUGGCUUCUCCAUUGACAACAGUGACCCCAGCAAGGGAUGCAGUGAGAAUUAAAGUAAUUCAGCAUAGCAGAUAUGAAGUUGAUUCCCAGUGUUGUCGCUUCAGCGUUGACCCAGGACUCACUGGCUAUGAGGUCUUGCGGAAUCUUAUUGCAAGAGCAUUUGAUCUAAAGGGUGAGUUCCAGACUUGCUACUUGGCUCGUGAUGACAGAUUUCCAGAAGCGUGUUGGGUCCCGAUGUUGUCUGAUUUUGACUUGGAAAUGGCUUUUGUCAAGUCUUCAGACCCUUACCUUUUGGUGAAGGUGGAAAUCUUAUCCUCAAAUGGCACUUGGGACGCUGUGACCAACAUGGACAUUCCAAAGCUCUCCCUACCAGAUCUUCCUAGAAAUAAUUAUUCUACUAAGCUCCCAGGAUUGUUUAAAGAAAAGAUGGAAAAGACUCUCUCUAUAGUACAGAAAGCCUUAAACUGGAAUGAUGAAGCUGGUGAUGAAGCUUCCUUGAGACCACCCCGCCCUCCCUUGACUGACAGUGAAUUCCAGAAUAUGCUGAAUCGGGUGGGUCAGUUGGCUCAACCAAAAGAAUUGCGAUUAUGUGUUUACCUUGGCGGCUUGGAACCUUCACUAAGAAAAGUGGUGUGGAAACACUUGUUGAAUGUGUAUCCAGAAGGGCUUACUGGGCGUGAAAGGCUGGACUACAUGAAGAAGAAGACUCAGGAGUAUGAAAGCCUCAAAAAUGUCUGGCAAGAGCAUAUGAAGAAUGAAGAGAAGCAGAUAAGUGAGGAAGUGAAGUAUGUCACCAAUAUGGUUCGUAAGGACGUCUUGCGCACUGACCGUCACCACACUUACUUCAGUGGACCUGAUGACAACAGCAAUGUGCAAUCUCUCUAUAAUAUUUUAACCACGUAUGCUCUGAAUCAUCCUUCUGUUGGUUAUUGUCAAGGAAUGAGUGACUUGGCUUCUCCACUCUUAGUCACCAUGCGUGAUGAAGCACAAGCAUAUGUUUGUUUCUGUGCCCUUAUGGCUCGGGUGCAUUCCAAUUUCCACAUAGAUGGGGAUGCUAUGACUCUGAAGUUCCAGCACCUUACAGAAGCUCUCAUUUUCUAUGACUUGGAAUAUUUUACAUACCUUCAGCUGCAUCAGGCUGAUGACUUGCUGUUUUGCUAUCGGUGGCUGCUGCUGGAGUUGAAGCGAGAGUUUGCAUUUGACGAUGCUCUACACAUGCUGGAGGUUUUGUGGAGUUCUCUUCCUCCAGAUCCACCUGCAGAAUCUCUUCCACUCUAUGAGGUUUCAUUUAAUCCUGUUCAAGAGCCGGAGGUCCCACUUCCACCACCAACACCAAGACAGAACCAUUAUGCCAAUGUAUGUGCCCUAAGACGUCAGAGGUCAUGUGUUUCAAACAGAAGUGCUGAGUGCCUUGCUGCCAUACUUAGUAGAAGGGCGGCUAGUGUUGACUGUGAUGGUGCAGAUGUUGGUGCAGGUGGGAAGAGACUAAGUCGAACAUGGUCUCAGCCCAUUGACACAUCUCACCUACGAACAAGAAUACCUAGUGGCGAGGCAGGCAUUAAUGUUGAUAGAAUCAGAGAGGAAAACACAUCUCCAGAAGAUAGUCCCACUAGGAAUGUUAGAAAAAUUAGAAAUCUAAGAGAAUUCCAGCUUCUAACAAAAAAUAGAGACUCAGAUACUGAGAGUAAUCCUGGCUCACCGAGCAAGGAUUCCAAGAAUACUCCCACUAGAAAAAAAAGUGAGGCAGCUAAACAAAUAUCAGGAGACAUGAAAGCCAGCAAUAAGUCCAGAAGAUGUUUUUCGGAUUCUGAUGCUGAUGUUGGCGUACCAGUUUACUCAGAUGGUGGGGAAGUUGAUGUUUGGCAGAAUCCUGUGGCAACACUCUCACCAGAGACUGACCAACAAUUACAGAUAAUAUGUCAAGAGGAGCAGCCAUCUGUGGUACAGCAGCUUAAACCAAAAACUAACGGCCAACAUCAAACAUCAGAAAAGACAGAGGAGAAUGAUACUUCAAUGAAUAUCAGUGUCAAUUCUUGUGAAGAGGUGACAGAAGUUACGGGAUGGCAAGUAACCAUGAGCACGGGGGAGAAUCAUGUGCCGACAAUGCCACCCCCGGAAGAGUUUGGUGGUGGUAAUCCUUUUCUCAUGUUCCUGUGCCUAACUCUUCUGUUGCAGCAUCGCGAGCACAUCAUGCAAAAUAAUAUGGACCACAAUGAAUUGGCAAUGCACUUUGACAAGAUGGUUCGGCAACACAAUGUGAAUAAGGUGCUAGCUCAGGCACGCCGUAUGUUUGAGGCAUACCUUAAAUUAGAUUUUUCCAAAGCACGCUCUAAGAAUACUCCUCCAAAUUCUGUAGGCGACCAAUCUUGUUAAAGUUCACCAAGUAGAUUAUUUGAAAUUGUUAAAAUAUUUGUUCACAUUCCUCAAAGCCUUGAGAAAUAAGACCUAAUUCAAUUUGCUUUUGCCUACAGUAAGAUGUUGCAUUAUGUGCAUAGGAAGAAAAAAAUGUUCAAAUACAGUAGUGUAAGCAAUUUUGUAAAUAUUUAGUAUCACAGAAUAUAUGUUACCCUAAAAUUGGUAUCAGUACCUAAUAAGUGUGCUCCCUAUAUCCCUCAGAUGUAUCCACUUUAUUUGGUAUACAACUCCUUUUUUUUCCAUUUUGUAGACUUUAACCUAAAUUCUCAACUCUCAGGAACCCUCAAGGUUUCCUUUUGGUGACUAUUUCUGUAACAGAUAAGUCAGGUGUUUAGUAUUCAAUGCAAUACAAAUAAUUAUGGUUCUUUUUAUGGCAUUUAUCAUCAUCUGAGUUAAUCAUAUUUUUUCAUACAUUGAAUCAUCUUGAACAUUUAAUCAUAUGAAUCAUAUUUGAGCACAGAUAUUUGGUAUUUCAUUUUGUACUGUGUGUUUCAAUCUUGGUUAUAUUUUAGAAGUGCUUGUUACUUUCCAGUAAUCUUUUUUUCUUUAGAGUGUAAUAAUGUAAAUAUGAUUAUCAGGUAUCAAAUCUUGAUUGUUUUACUCUUUUGUGCAAUGGUAGUGUGAAGAGGAUAUUUUUAGUUAGAGGAGUGUGUUGUGACUAGACUAGGAUUCCUUUGUUUCAUGAAUUAGCAGAGACUCAGCUAAGCCUGUAUAUUCACAUUUCUUGCAUUUAAUCUAUGCAGGGCUUGAUAUUGCAGACUCCUUUUUUUAUAUGUCUAUCACAUUUAUGAAAUAAGUAAUGAUACCAUCAUUGAAAGCCUUUGGCAAAGUAAAAUCAGUGUUAUAGAUAGGCUAGUGAUUCAUGUUACAAAGAGCAAAACAAAGGGAAGAAAGAAAACUAAAAGCUUUGAAUAGAAGUUACACAACCAUUUGUAUUCAAAAUCACAUAAGUGUAAAAAAAAGAUGUUACAUGUAUACAGGCGAGUAGACUGACAUCCUUGAUCAUAUCAUUCCAAAGCCCAAACUUUUUUAGGUUUAAGGAAUAUGCAUGUCUUGGUUCAAGCAGAGGCUAUUUUUUUCCUCCCAGGAGCAUUGGGUAUGGUUGUUGAGGCAUUGAAGUUAAAACCCCUUCAUGCUUUUAUAUUUUCAGUUAAAGGUGCCUUAGCAGCAUUUAACAAAAUGUGAUAAUUUGAAACAUGAGAUAUCUGAAGUUUGAAUGAGGAAUACGUGAGUGAUUGAUGUUCAUUGUACAGGUUUCACUUCUAUGAUUGAUCUGCAAUCCCAAAAGACUGGAAAAUUUAGAAAAUAAAGAAGGAUAAUGUUAUUUUAUGAGAAAUAUACUCUUAGACUUUAAAUAGGGAAAUGUCAUAUCCCAAUAAUGGAUGGCUUUUCAACUCCUAACUUAAGUUUAGAUGAGGAUAGCACAUUAUCAGCUAGAAUGACUAGAGUAUGGAAGAUUUUUUUCCCAUGGAAACUUGUCAUUACAGUUCUGUUUGUUCCAUGAAUUAUUAACAUGGUGAAAGAAGAAAUGUUUUUUAUUAUUUUUAGAGGACUUGUAUAGAAAAGUGGAUGCAUUGUAUUGACCCAGAUUUAUUCUGUGUUUUAUUAUAUUGAUAAAGUAAUUACAUACAGAAUGCACACACAUACUAGUCAGGGUAUUCGGAAGACAGCAUAUUGCUAAGAAUGAGAAUGUCAUUAUCUUUUCAGGUCUUGCAGAUUUCUCUCUUGCAGCAAAAUGGAAACUUCUAGUAUUCACAGUUAUUUUUGGUGCUAUUUCUGCCUACCUCACCAUUUCUUCUUUAUUGUCAUUUUUUUAUUUAGAUGAUGGCCAGGGGGUAAUGCUAACAUCAGUUUAAGAGAGCACAUUAGUGUUACAAAAAAAUGAAAUAAAUACUAGUCAUGUAAUACAAGAUAACUUUCAACAAAUUAAUUUUCAUAAAUCUGUAUGACUCCUGCUCUGUAUUUUUUUACAACUCACGACAUUAUUUUUCAUUAAUGUUCAUGGAUAUCAUCCUGCAUACUGGAUUUCAAGGGCCUAGUGCUGUGCCCCAGCAUUAGGCCAACCUUAAAAACAUAUUUUGGUAUCUAUCCCCAGAUGACUCUACUGUUGAACAAUAGGUAAGUCAUGAAUUAUUGCUGCACUAAAUCACAUAAUUUUAUUAUUAUUUUUUAAGAAAUUAGUUUUAUUAUUUUGUAGACUGAAUGUCUGGUCACUUUACCACUUUUGAAUCUGCUUGAGGGUGGGAAUGUUAUCAGGGUCCAGUCCAGUACAGUAUAUGUACAUUUCUUUGUUUAUUUGUUUCACCAAACUUUACCAUGUGUCACAUAUUUCAAGUUUUUAUAUAUUAUUAUUCUACUCAUUGUAAUAUUUCCCCCCUAGUAUAGUAGAAAGGUUUCUGGAAAAUAUCUUUACAUAACGGAAGGAUUAUGUUUAAAGCAAAGAUUUUUGCUCUGUACCCAAAAAUAUUGGCUGUAAAAUACUGAAUAAAGAGAAAAUAUCUUA
Penaeus chinensis is the source of this 4991-nucleotide messenger RNA. RefSeq names its product TBC1 domain family member 25-like. NCBI's taxonomy places the organism in Eukaryota, Metazoa, Arthropoda, Malacostraca, Decapoda, Penaeidae. Gene Ontology annotation, molecular function: GTPase activator activity. The coding region runs from base 74 to 2446 and encodes 790 amino acids. The transcript is spliced from 10 exons. Gene Ontology annotation, biological process: activation of GTPase activity; regulation of autophagosome maturation. Gene Ontology annotation, cellular component: autophagosome. The record is from RefSeq and is a predicted model, not a curated record.